Molecule: messenger RNA, 542 nt
Organism: Vigna umbellata (rice bean)
Lineage: Eukaryota; Viridiplantae; Streptophyta; Magnoliopsida; Fabales; Fabaceae
Source: RefSeq, a predicted model, not a curated record
ACCAAGUGCCUCCUCAUGGAAUGGCUUCACUCUCUCCCAAUGUUGGUUCUAACCCAUCAACUCCCACAAAUAUUGCACCAUCACCUGGUACAGACGAUGCAAAUCCACAUUCCAGUUCAGCCGCCAAUUAUGUGGAAGAAUGUUCCAAUAGUCGUCCAAUGAUUACACCUGUUGGAGGAGGGUUUUAUCCUACAAAAACUGCAUCGAAGGCAAUCACAGCCACCAUCAAGCAACAGUUUGAUGAGCCAUGGCUAACAUGGGGCUCAAUCCCUAAGUCAACCAGAGAUGUCUUCUUCGAACGUUUUAAGAGAAAGGUUUCAUGGAAGCCUGAAGAUGAGGAAAAGGUAAAAAAGAAUUAUCACACCAAGGCAUCUCAUAGACUCUCAGAGAUGUAUAAAAAAGCUAGAACUAUUGGAAAAAAAACCUGAUUGGCUGGGGGACGAUACUUGGAAUGCUCUUUUGGAAAAGUGGAACAUGCCACUUUAUAGACAAAAGUGUGAAACGCCAAAGAAGAAUUGGACAUCUGAAAAGGGUGCUUGUUU